AUGAUAUUGCUCAGUGCGUUUGUUCCGAGAGUGUUCAAUUUCCAACUGACCGAUCCGAAUUGGUGCCCUGCCAACACUUGCACGACGUUCACUGCAGUCACUGGGGUGCUGAAGGGCUACGACCAGCUGAUGAACUUGGUUUUGGAUGAGACCAACGAGUUUGUAAGAGAUCCUGAUGACAAUUAUCGGAUAACCGAUGAAACAAGGACACUUGGGCUUGUGGUGUGCCGAGGACCAGCUGUGAUGCUCGUUGCACCCACCACUGGCACUGAUGAGAUUGUAGGCAACCCAUUCCUGCAACAAGAAGAGGAAGUAUAA
Molecule: messenger RNA, 318 nt
Organism: Ostreobium quekettii
Lineage: Eukaryota; Viridiplantae; Chlorophyta; Ulvophyceae; Bryopsidales; Ostreobiaceae
Source: the annotation of a GenBank genome assembly